Molecule: messenger RNA, 3079 nt
Organism: Brassica napus (rape)
Lineage: Eukaryota; Viridiplantae; Streptophyta; Magnoliopsida; Brassicales; Brassicaceae
Product: putative 57 kDa heat shock protein
Exons: 9
Coding region: 2250-2948 (232 amino acids)
Source: RefSeq, a predicted model, not a curated record
AGUUCUUAAAAUUAAGCACAAUUAAAAAGCUAAUUAUUGAAAUAGAUCGUACUAAAUCGUAAGUUACAAAAGUUGAGGGGUUAAAUAAAGAAUAUAAAGUAUUUGCGGGGUCAAAACAGAAGUACUCGCACAGAUUUUUCAGUUCUGUCUGAGCAAAUUUAACUCAGUUCUCAGCCUUGAAGUCGAAAUCCAGUUUUCGGAUUUGAUCAGUGAUUUGAAAUUCGGAAACGUAAGAAUUUAGGGAGAAAAAAUGGCGGGAGCGAGUCGUGUAUAUUCUGUCAGUCAGAUCAUACGCAAUCCAACAUCCAACACUCGUCUCCUUCACGCCGAUGAGAAGGUCGUCGCGUUUCAAGACAUCAAGCCCGCCGCUCAGAGGCACUACCUACCUGGUUAUUCCAGUAGAACACAUUCCAACAGUGAGAGACCUUCAGAGAAGAGAUGAAGAUUACUCAUUGGGUUGGUUUCACUCAAAACAAAAUACAUCAGUUUCUCAAUCUUGUAUUCUUUAUGUAUAAAGUCACAUGCUAAGUGUUGGAAACGAACUGUUGCAUAAAGAUGCACCUCAAACCUUACAUAGCAUUAACCUCAUCUGUACCUCCACGCAGAUUUGGUUUUCACCAGCCACCUUUUAACAGUGUUGAUCAUCUCCAUCUCCAUUGUUUUGCACUAUCUUUUCUGCCCAGAUGGAAAGCUGUCAAGUACAAGUCUUUGGGACCUUUUUGGUGGUUUUAUUGAAGCAGAGACAUUAAUGGCCAAGAUAAGGCCUCUUCACCCAAAGGUGUAACUGAAGAACCGACUCACCUACUUCAUUGCUUGGUGCUUCUCUUCUUACCUAAAAAGACUCUGCUUCUAUAUAGUAUUUUCUGUUCUUUUGUUGGCAAAUCUGUUAUGGAAUGCCAAAGUAUUAUUGUGGAUUAUAUAUGCUAAGUUGCAGUACCUUUAGCGUCUUUGGAUGAUAGGUUCUCUUAGAUCAAGUACAAAUAAAUUAUUUGUUAUGGUGUAACAUUCUGCUGAAGUCUAAAAGGAACCACUGGAACUCAAGAAUAUAGGCCUAAUAAACAACAAAGCUUCUUACUGUUGUUAUGUCUUCAGUAAUUGAAAUUCUUGAUUUUGCCCAUUGUCUUGAACGAUUUGGCCCCACAAAUUAUAAGUUUUUUUGGAUGGAUCUUUGUUUGGUUCUUGCUCUGUUUUUUUUAGUUAUAAGUUCUGUGCAGGACAGCAUAUACAAAAUCAACAAAGCUUCUCACUUUCCUGAAUUUUGUAAUGCCGUUUGAACAAAGUUUCAAGCGAUCAUGCUGUUAUUAUUUGAUAAAGCAGAGAACUUUUACAAUAAAAUAUCGAUUUCUUUUGUUGAUUGGCAAUGAUUAUUGAUCAAGAGAUUGGUGAGUUCUCUUCUUCUAAAAUGGUAAUAACAACUCUUAGGUUUCUUCGGUAUGUUAUUAUUUACCAUGUCUCGUUGUUUUGCCACUAUCGCUGUGUCACCUUAUGGUACGACCUGUCUAAGUAGUUUCUUGGAACAUGUUCGCAGAUUAACCACAUGAAAUCUAUACAACUUAUGGAAGUAAGUAGUAAUCUCAUGUAUAAAUUAGCUUCUUAAUUAAAUUAAAUCUUUAAGCUUAUAACUUUCAUUUUACGUCGUUGUUAAUUUACUAUGCAAUCAACAACAAUUUUCUAGGGAAUAAUACAAAUAAAUUUUAUCAACUAUAUGGAAACAAUAGACAACUCCACCAACAAAUAGAAUUUCACAUCCUUUCCAUUUCUAUAUUUGUUGAACAAUAUUUAUUCUAUACACACUUGUGGAGAAAUGACAAAAGGGCUUUUGAGUUUUGAAUUGUGAAACAGCCUUUGAAUCUGUACAACAAGCCUACUAUUUUUCAUCCUUAAUUAUGAUUUAAUUAGGCAUUUAAGAUUUUCACCAUUAACUCAUUUGAGUCUUCAACUCUAUACUUAUCUGAUGAUGAUGACCGAUGUGCCUAUUCAAGUUGUAACAAAUAUAGUUUUAUGUGAAUUAAAUUAAGAAAAACUAAGAAAUUGUUCCACAAAUAAGAGGAAGACGCGUGUCUCUUAGCUACUGUAUUUUUGUCGUUUUCGACUGACAAAAUCUUCCCUCCUGGGUUGCCUUCCUCCCAUAAAGAUCCCCCAAAAACUAAAGUCGUAAAAGCUAAAAACUCAGAGAGAGAGAGAGAGAGAGAGAAAGAGAAGAAACCCUAAUCAGUAGCUUACAGCUUACAAACUCACUCUGCUGAAUCAUGGCCGCCGUUCCUCUACCUCCCAUCCCUCAAUCUCCCGAAGGAUUCUUGAACCCGUUUCUGUUGAACGGGCCAAAAGGGUUUGAUGAGUUCACUCCGCUUGCUGAGAACGAUGACACUUUCGUGAGGCUUGACCUUCCCGGCGUCCCAGAAGAGUGCGUGAGGGUUGGCCUUAGCCGUUCGAAGAAAGCUGUGAUCGUCUACGGAGAAGCACCCAAGGUCCACAACCAUGACUCCUCUUCCCGUAAAUACCUCACCAUCAUCAAAACCAUUUGCACUUGCUGCGACUUCGUCGGCUUCACCUUCCAAAUGUCCGACGGUGUUCUCAGACUUGUCCUCUCCAAGACUUGCACCGAUCCCUCCUCCUGCAUCUCGGUUCUUGCUUUCUGUUACGGAGAAGGUCUCUCUGGCGAUAACACGGAUGACCAUGGAAAGGUGUAUGAGUCGAAUCAGCUCGAAAACGGCAGUCUAUACGUGCGUUUAGACAUGCCUGGCGUUCCCAAAGACAACUUUGCUGUCACAGUCGCUAACGGGAUAGUGAAGGUGACUGGUCAAGCUCCUUCCGUUAGCCACGACUCUGCUGGUCGGUUCUACUCUGGUGACGUGGCUAUGCUCUCCGCUCCUGUCAACAUUCCUAGCCGUCGGAUCAAAACCAUCGCCAAGAACGGUGUGAUUCGCCUCCUCAUCCCUCCCCUUUGAUUUCAUGACAUGCAUGUUUCUAGACCUUUUUGUUGGGAUUAAGCGCUUUGAUGUUUUUUUUUAAAUUUCGACUACUUUUGGAUAUGUUGCAAAAAGAGACAUUACUUUAUUUUGUGUAACGUCCUACGCUU